Pelmatolapia mariae (spotted tilapia) is the source of this 3335-nucleotide messenger RNA. Its product is annotated as sorting nexin-4-like. Gene Ontology annotation, molecular function: phosphatidylinositol-3-phosphate binding. The record is from RefSeq and is a predicted model, not a curated record. Gene Ontology annotation, cellular component: SNARE complex; plasma membrane; early endosome membrane. Bases 44 to 1345 code for a protein of 433 amino acids. Gene Ontology annotation, biological process: protein transport; positive regulation of autophagosome assembly. The transcript is spliced from 14 exons. Lineage: Eukaryota; Metazoa; Chordata; Actinopteri; Cichliformes; Cichlidae.
CGCAUGCGCCGUGAUCAAGAUCAACAUCACGGAGAGAAAGGUGAUGGCGGAUGAUGGAAGGGAAGAGUCGCUGGGGACUGACGAUGAUUCAGACCAAACGGGAGCGGAUGGCAGCUUGAACAACACUAUGGUGGAAGAGGGCUCGACCCUCAUGCGCAGGAUGGAGAUCUGCGUAGCUGAGGCCGAGAAGAGGAGCGGCAAAAAUGCAGUGAGCAUGCAGGAGACGUUCACUGUGUACCUGAUCGAAACAAGGCCAAUGGAUGCAGUCGCUGAAGGCCGUAACCCAGCCCCCGACUGUCUGUGGAGACGAUACAGUGAGUUUGAACUGCUGCGGAACUACCUGAUAGUUACCUAUCCGUACAUUGUGGUGCCUCCUCUGCCUGAGAAGAGGGCAGAGUUUGUGUGGCACAAGCUGUCUGCAGACAACAUGGACCCUGACUUUGUGGAGCGACGCAGGGUUGGGCUCGAGAACUUUCUUCUUCGUGUGGCUUCUCAUCCAGUCCUCUGCAAUGACAAGAUCCUCUACUACUUCCUCACUGAGGAGCAUGGGUGGAAAGAAGCGGUGUACGAGACAGGAUUUCAGGCAAAGGCUGAUUCCAGGCUCAGGGCUCUCAGUGCCACCUUCAGAGUGAGAAAUCCAGAUAAAUGCUUCAUGGAGAUGAAGCAUUACAGCGAUGAGCUGCAGUCUCACACAUCUCAGCUGCUCCGAACACGAGCAAGGGUUGCUGACCGACUGUACGGCGUUUAUAAGGUUCAUGGAAACUAUGGACGAGUCUUCAGUGAGUGGAGUGCCAUUGAAAAAGAGAUGGGAGAUGGACUGCAAAGUGCGGGUCAUCAUAUGGAUGCAUAUGCUGCUUCAAUAGAUGAUAUCCUAGAAGAGGAGGAACACUAUGCAGACCAGCUGAAAGAAUAUCUUUUCUAUGCCGAAGCUCUGAGGGCGGUGUGCAGGAAACAUGAGCUGACCCAGUUUGAGCUGGAGAUGGCCUCGCAGGAUCUCAUCUCGAAGAAGCAGCAGCGUGAAGAGCUGGCUACAGGGAUCGUGCGGACAUUCUCCUUCAAAGGCAUGACCAACAAGCUUUUUGGACAAGAAGCACCUGAGCAGAGGGAGGCCAGGCUGAAGCUGCUGGAGGAUCUGAUAGCAGAGGGUGAAGAGACUGUCAAGGAGAAAACGAUUGAGCGCGCAGAGCACGUGGAAAAGGCCUGGGUGGAUAUCCAGCGCUUCAAGGAGCAGAAAGACAAAGACCUACGGGAAGCUCUCAUCAACUACGCUGUCAUGCAGAUCAGCAUGUGCAAGAAGGGAAUCCAGGUUUGGAGCAAUGCCAAGGAAUGUUUCCUCAAGAUGUGAGGCUGAGGAAAUAUUCCGAGGAUUUUCCCCCUCUAGGAUGAUUCUGGGAAUAUGAUGCCAGGAGGUGGUGGAUCAUUCAAAGACCGGAACACUGGAGUGUAAUAUUCCCAGACUUAACUGAGACGUUUUUUCUAACUUUAAACAGGUGCUUUGCUUCUUUCAGUUUUUAAAGCUGGAUAACUGCUCGUGGGAUGAGUGAGUAUGCUUUGGGACAGAUAAAGUCAUGUUUGGAAUACGUGGUGUUUCGAUCCACACAUAAACCUUGGUGUAAUCUCAGGCACCUUUGUUUUAUCCACUGAAUCUCUCAGCUUUAUGCGUUCAGAAUUCUGCACUGGACCAUCCCAUAGGUUUGAUUUAUGUUGAAACCUGUCAACUGAACCAAAGUGCAGUUUGUUUCAUUUUUGUGAAAGUAAAGUAGGCAUAAAUAUAGUGAAACGAUAGAGUAACUUCACCUCUGAUAACUGAUGAUUCCGAAUUGGACCUUUCCCUGGAUUUUGUGCUGUUGGUGCCUUUUGAAGCAUUUUUAAUGUUUGUGUGACACAGACUGAGGUUUGAUGAGUGAAAUACAAGAAUAUUAUUAAUGUGCUUUUAAUCACGAACGAGCAGCUGUGUCUUUAUGUAGCACUUUUGCAGUUCAUGAAUGCAGCCUGCUAACUAAGCUUGCUAGUCGUAGUUGCAGCAUUCCUCGCAUUCCAGUCUCUCUUUUUUUCUCUGUUUUUCUACAUGGAAGCAGAAAAACAUCAAACUCAGUUGAUCACAUGACAGUGGCGUUAUCCACGGUCUUUGAUUACAACAUGAAUAAAUGUUUACAGGGAUGUGCAUGUUGCCAUGUGGAAUAAUAAAACUACCGCUCCAAAGCGUCCUACAGCUCACACUGCUAAAGUUGGAGCUCUGCCUCUCCAUCAUAGCGUCAGACAUUUCUGUCUUAUAUCUCUCAUUAUAUCUCAGUGGGGACCAGUGCUACCAGGCAACAGUGUGUCAUGUUUUUUCUGAACUACACGUGUGAAGGGAGCUGAUUGGUCAGAAUAUUGAGGUUAUAUAAAGCACAUGUAUGGGACUAACGAAGACAGAGUCCAUGUUGUACUAAAUACAAAAUGUUAAUUUUAAGAUAAGAUAAGAAGAACUUUAUUUAUCCCGAGGGAAAUUCUUUUGCCAUACACAUGCUCAAUGCAGCAAGAGAGACAGAGGAACAGAAUAAUAAGAUAUACAAUAUGUACAAUAGAAUACAAGUAUACAGUAAUAUACAGUAGGACAGUAAAACCACCAAAGUAACAUUGUUUUCUCUUGCUCUGUCUAUAAAAGGAAGAGGCUACAGGAUGUUGAAGUAGCGACAGCACAUACGUGCUUAACAAUUUAUUAGACCACCACCCAGUGUGAGGUGUGUGCCACAGCUAACGGGUAGAUUAACGGCUAAUGGCAAUUACCGAAAUCCUUUUUAGAUUUCUGCUAUGGUUAAUGCACACGUAUGCACAAGCUCUUUAACUGAAACAAUCGUUUUUAAUGCUGAUAUAUCAUUUUUGUUUUUUCCAUGAAUUUUUAAACUAAUAUUUUUUUCCAAAAAAACAGAAAAUGUUAAAUACUAAAAUUGUCAACUAAUUUUUUGACAAUGCAAAAUUGCAGUUAUUCACUUCGGUUCCUUAACAGAAAAAAUUGUUUUAUUGUUUGAAUUUGAUGCUUAAUACAUUUCUAAGUUCCUGUGCUGGCUCAAAUUUAUGACAGGAGGUCUAAUAAAUGUGUUGAGCUCUGUAUGAUAAGCUGCACAUAAGAGCUCAGUUUCCCUCUGGGAUCAGUAAAGUCUCUCUAAUUCUGAUCUAACGAUAUCUUUGACUGAAACUCUCUGAAGGUUUUGUCUUCGAUAUUCGGUGUUAUUUAAACGACAUGUGAUUUGUUCGAAAUGCUUGCCAGCACUAAAAGCUUUGUGAGUGUGAUGUUUCCUUUUGGGUGUAGCCCCCGUUUGGUCUUUCUGUUUGAAUAAAAAGCGUUGACACUG